CUGACAUUCUCUUUCUCUUUCCAAUAGCAACGAUAAUAUCACUUGUCGAGUGUAUGCCUUUCCUACUCUAUCCUAUGGGCAUCACGGAAAGCUCAAAGGGGGGGAAAACAGCAGACGACGACCAGGCUGGAGAACAGUAACACAGUGAUCGUCAGUGAUCGUCGUUGUUUGUGUUCGGUGUAACGCUGUUGCUGAUCUGACUCGCACAAUUAUACUCAACGUGCAAAUAAAUAUUGUUUGCCUUUGUUGGGGAUGUGAUUGUUUGUGAUUAUCGACGCCGACGGAACCGGUAGUGCGACGCACGAUGAUGCUGAAAUUGACCAAAGUCUUUCUAGCCUUUCUUGAAAUCAUUCUAGGCAUCUCUGCUACCACUCACUGGGUUGUUACCGAAAAUGGAAGAAUCCAGUCGCAGCCGGAUUCCGUGUUUCAAAUGCGCCGUCCUUACGAUCUCCUCGCCUUUCUUGAGCAAGAAGAUCGUCGGAAUGCUGUUGACGCAUUGUACAGGCAACUUGUUGCCAGAAAGGCUGCCAUUCACAGUCGCUGCGCUAGCCUGGACUCGGCAAUGGAUGUCGAGACUCGAUUGUACUCUACGGACCCUGAUUGCCUGCUGGCAGGUAAACCCCUCGCCGAUGUCGAUCUCUAUGCCAGUGUCGCGACCGACGGAAGCUACAGAAAUGGUGUUACACAAAAGGAUUAUCUGCUUGACGUUGUUCCUAAGGACGGGAAGAAAAAAGUUCCUGAUUGUAAAAAAACAUUCCCUUUGGACUUCAGCAUGUUUACUUUCGAACAUUUGAGUGCAAUGCGGAACCGGAAAAACUUGACCCAGCAGCAGGAAAAGGGUCUGAUAAAGUACCUGCCACCUGGAACAGAUCUCAAUAAGUUUGGACACCAAGUUGCUUAUGGCCUUAUAAGGAACAGCAGCUCUUGGCUCCAUUUUAACCUUGCUGCUAUAUACUGGCGGGUUAGAGGAGACUCGUACAACGCCCUUGAGUGCGGUCGCCGGGCCAUCGUCACAGCUCCACGGAGGUAUCGCGACAUAGCUCUGCUCACGACCGGUGGAAUAUUACACGCUGCAAAGCACUCAGGGGAGGCAGCAAUAAUUUUGCACACAGCGAUAAGCUAUGCCCCCACUCAGAGUCACCAACACUUGGCGCUGGGUCAUGUCUACGCUGCCCUUGGUGACUAUAAUCGAUCGGUGGCUUGUUAUGACAAUUGUCUCAGGCUAGCGCCGACAAUGGAUCAGGCAAGGCAUGCCAAGCACGCAAUACUGUGCCAUCAAAAGCUGGAAAUGGCUCUAACCUCGCUACUUCAGCAACUACAGGAUAUUCUGGCUGAACUUCACGCCUAUCACGGACAGCAAGAGGAAUGGCUUAAGCUCCAAGAGCGUGUAUUGUGGGAACAAGCGCCCAAAGCAGCCUUCAUCAGAUUGCAGAAUGGCAAUAUUCAGGAGGAGACUCUAGGCGCCAUAUUGACAACCAGGGGUCAGUCCUGCAUGCAGCGAGGUGGCAACGAUGCCAUCCUGACCUGCGAUGUGACAAGCGAGAGUCAGAUGCUGGCGCACAACUUGCAGAUAGAUCUGAGCGUCAGUUUCCAGCUGUUGAAAAACGUCGAGAAUCAGCUCACAAAAAUCGAGGAACAGAUGGCUAAAUCUAGAAGUUGGCAUGCAAGUAAGGAUCGCACGAUUAAGUCGACCGAGUUUCCCAAGGAAAGGGGACCUGAGUUUUUCACCGUGUUCAUGGAACCAACAGGCAGACCGAAGUAUCACAAUUUCAAGAUCAAGGAGGGAACUGAGGAAUUCGAGGACAAGAAGUGGCCCAGAACUUCCGACUGCGAGGGACGUUUACCAAUCUUGACCGAUUCGAAACAAUACGUUCCGGCAUAUUUACCGCCGGAAAACAAAGGCUACGCAACUCAUCUCUUCGUGAGCGAGCUGAUAGGCAUUGAUCCUGGCAAGGAACAUUCGCUUCCGUGGUAUCCACCAGCCUGUGCAGCACCAAAAACUUUCGAUGCCAAGUAUAUUUCUGCGACGCUGUUAAAAGCAACAAUAGGAAAUAACUUGCCAGACUCGUCGCUGUCCCAGGUUUUGAAAAAUCUAGUCAAAGACUCUGAGCUCGCUGAAAUUGGCCAGCGGAUUCUUACCGCUACCAGAAGUAAAGUUGCUGCUCCUUGGGUCUUGUCAAUGCUGGCUUCCCUGCACUGGCGAGUCGUCGGAAAGCCGAGAAAUGCUCUGGACUGUCUUCAGUUGGCACUUUCAUCGGUUCCAAACAAGUUCCGAGAUGUUCCCCUAGUCAGUAUAGCUUCCAUAAGUCAGAAAGUCGGUCUCAUUGAAGACGCGCUGAGGGUGGCUAGGGAAGCAAUAGAAGUAAACCCAGUUGAGCCCGUCACCAAUUUCCUAUACGGCUCUCUCCUGCACGUCAAAGGCAACAAUUCGGGAGCUAUACACCAUCUGAAGCAAACUUUGCGAGUCGACGUGCACGCCAUAAAUGGACGGGCCUUAACAAUGCUCAGAACAUUGGCAUGUCAGGAAUGGUUGAACAACGGAGGACCCGAUUCUACGGGAAGCUCCGGUGGUACGGAAACUUGUGGAGCGCCACAUCUACCGCCAGAGAUGAUAACCAGGCACAAGCUUUGCGUAGGUGAAGCGGUGGUGUGCGACAGUGAUGGGAAGAACUGCAAACACGUGCAAUGCGAUGCAGUGAGGACAACUGGAGAUACGACUGGCAGUGCGAGGUGUACCAGAAAAGUGGAAAAAGUUGUCAAGCAUCAGAGUUUAAUUGACACUCUGAUGACAACUGGGAGCGAAGGCGGCGCGGACGAAUCUGAGUUGGAAAAUAUGGUGAAUAUGGAGCAAAACUCGUUUCACAUGCGGAUAUCUUGUGGCGACGAUGUCAAAGAGCCUGGGGUUAAUGUACUUGAUGAUUUUUACGUAUCCAUGACCGAGGAAGGCUCCAAUGAUGCUGGUUUACAAAUUCACGAUAUAACCGGAAUGUUUUCACUCAGUCCCAAGGGUUGCAGAGACAUUCGGAAUCCGCCUUCUCGCUCUUUUCAAUCUAUGUGGCAUCACAUCACUGCCAGAAAUAUUGACAUCAGUCACGACCUAAAAUCCUUAAAAGACAGUCCUGAUCAGCAGCCGAUAUGUGAAGGAGGAAAUCCCGACAUCAAUGACAUAGCGAAUCUGGACGCGUUAUCAGACGCCUUGCCGAAUAUGACAGAAUUGGACAAUGCUGAAUGGCUUGCGCUGAUGGCCAACGACCAGAAAAGCAGCGUCGAGCAACUGGGAGCUAGGAUAGCCGUUGCUUUGCAAAAAAAUUCUCGGUCGUGGACUUUAGCGACGGCCGCUGCCUUGUACUGGCGAGUCGACGGUCACAGUCGAAGAGCGGUCGACUGCAUCAGACAAGCGCUGGUUAACGCGCCAGACGGAAUGCAGGACAUUCCACUGAUAACGCUUGCGUCUUUGCUAAGCAAACGUGGCUUUCAUCAAGACGCUUUGCGGAUAGCUGACCUGGCGCUGAUGAAAGGACCUGAAUUUGUGAUAAAUCAUUUCUCUAUGGCGAAUCUUCAUACAGCUGUGGGUGAUUUCGAAAAGGCAAUAAGUUUUUAUCGAUCGUCGCUAGCUCUUGAUCCAAACUUUGAGCCUGCUCGCAGCAAACUUCAGGCAAUACUUUGUCUCCUUUUAUUCGACGAGUCAACGCAAACUCUACGCGAGAUGACUGGAAACAACUGAAGAAAAACUUUAUACCUGUUUCCAUAAUAAAUAUUAGACUACAUAGUUCGUCGAUGAUAAUUUUCCGUGCCUUGUGGGACUCAAUUUUUAUUCUUCGUUUGGUGAUUUUUUCAUUAUUACAUAUUCGAACAGUACUCAUGAGAUGCGGUAAAGAAAUCUUCGAUCGGGAAGUAACGAACUGAUUUUUAAUCUUAGAAAAGAGAGGGAUUUAUAAAUAUAUAUAUAUUUAUAUCACACAUAUAUACGAA
Diprion similis is the source of this 3972-nucleotide messenger RNA. RefSeq names its product tetratricopeptide repeat protein 17. The transcript has 16 exons. The coding region runs from base 305 to 3724 and encodes 1139 amino acids. Gene Ontology annotation, molecular function: protein binding. The record is from RefSeq and is a predicted model, not a curated record. Gene Ontology annotation, cellular component: actin cytoskeleton; cytoplasm. Gene Ontology annotation, biological process: actin filament polymerization. Lineage: Eukaryota; Metazoa; Arthropoda; Insecta; Hymenoptera; Diprionidae.